Molecule: messenger RNA, 3043 nt
Organism: Dimorphilus gyrociliatus
Lineage: Eukaryota; Metazoa; Annelida; Polychaeta; Dinophilidae
Source: the annotation of a GenBank genome assembly
AAUGAUUCUUUGCCUCUUGUUGAUGGUAAAGUUAACGUUCUAUUUUGUAUCCGUUUCUCUUCGUAUAAAGAUUAUACCAGCGGAUAGAUCGGGCAAGGAUAUCGACAUUAUAUAUUCCAGAUUGCGUAAAAAUACUGCAUUUUCUCAUUUUCCUUCGAAACUUCUACAUCAAAUAAGCUCUUACGGUUAUUUUGAAGAAUUGGAAGAAAAUAUUAUAUUGUUUCGUCAAGGUGAUAUAGGGACAAACUGGUAUGCUAUUCUAUCUGGGACAGUAGUUGUAAAAGAAAACCAGGACAAUGGUAAUAAGAGCCCAGAAGGCGUCACGAUCGGUAGUCUUGGCAGCGGUACCUCAUUUGGCGAUAGUAUACUCGAAGAUUCACCUCGUAAUGCUACUGUGUUAACUGCAGAGAAAUGUCAACUUCUUCGAAUAGAGCAAAAAGAUUUUCAGGUUUUAUGGCAAAACUGUAAGCAUAUGAUGCAGGAAACCCUUCUUACACCGAAUAUUGCCAAACAAAAAGUCGAUAAUAGAUUAAUUAAAUCACAUAGUAAGGACAUUGAAGAAACGGAAACUAAUCCAGCUUUACCUAUAUGUGCUCAACCGUCAGAAAAAGUGUCUAGAAUAGCUGAAGUGAUAAGAACCUUCUUGCUUAGUCGGGCUCCACAUAUGAUCAGAGAUAGAAAAGUCUACUUAAGAACGUACAGGAAAUGUAUGGUUGGAUCCGAAUUGGUUAAUUGGUUAAUGACUUUUUCGUCCUAUGUGCAUAAUAGAGUUCAAGCUGUAGGAAUGAUGCAAUCUUUAUUGGAAGAGGGUGCUCUUGUUCAUGUUUGUCAGGAAUAUUGUUUUAAAGAUGCUGAAUUGUUUUAUCGUUUUACACAAGAUCAAGAAGGAACUGGAACCAUUCCGUCCAAUCAGGAGAGGCGUAUCGCGGAGGAAUCUCUGCAGGAAACUCUCGCUAUGUUAGUUCAAAUGGGCCCAGACGCUUACUUGAGAAUGGUAUUAAGAAAACCUCCUAGUGACAGGAGCGCAGACGAUUUAGAGUUAAUCUACGAGGAAUUAAUGCAUAUAAAAGCUUUGUCUCAUUUAUCAACAAUGGUCAAGAAGGAAUUGGCGUCGGUUCUCAUGUUCGAAGCUCAUUUUCACGCACAGACGACACUAUUUAAUCAGGGAGACGAAGGCAAAUCGUGGUACAUUAUUUUAAAGGGCAAGGUAAAUGUAAAAAUAUAUGGCAAAGGGAUCGUAUCGACCCUGGGAGAAGGAGAUGAUUUUGGCAAGCUAGCACUAGUUAAUGAUGCUCCACGUGCUGCAACAAUCGUUCUCGAUCAAGAUAAUUGUCAUUUCCUUCGCGUUGACAAACACAAUUUUAAUAGAAUACUCAGGGACGUUGAAGCAAAUACUGUUCGUUUAAAAGAACACGGAAGCGAUGUUCUAAUACUAGAAAAGAUACCAUCGAACAUAAAAUCGAAAGAUGGUAGCUUAUCCUCUCAUUACAAGUAUUCGGUGAUGGCAGGAACACCUAGCAAAAUCCUUGAAUUUCUCCUCGACACUCAAUUUUCUCAGGGAGCAGACGACAGGAUAUUCAUCGAAGAUUUCCUUCUCACGCACAUCAUUUUCAUGCCCAGUAAUCAACUUUGCCCUUCUUUAAUGGUGCAUUAUCACGCUUCUCACACACCUGAUCAUCUCGAUUCCAAAAUGGCUUUAAGUAGUAAAAAAAGAGUUUUAGCUUUUGUCCGAUUUUGGUCUGAUAUGGUUGGGCGAGCAUUUUAUCAGAGUAGAACAGUAAUUGGAUUUUUAAGAGAAUUAAGGGAAACGGUUAAGAAAGAUUUACGACCUUUUAAGGAAUUACAAGAGGACUUGGUAAUCUUGGAGAAAAUAAUAGGCCUAGCUGAUAAAAAGCAGGAUUUGAAGAACAGAGGGACAAAGAAGAUAAGCGAUGCUGAGACACAUAUCUCGCUAAAAUCUUUGGGCCGCAAUGAAGAAGAGGAAGUAAUGAGAGAACCCAUAGACGGUCAAGACGAAAAAUUAUUCAAAGUUUAUUGCGCUGACCAUACAUAUACAACUCUAAAACUACCUUUGAUAGCUCCAGUAUCAAAAAUCUUAAAAAUAGCUACUCAAAAAUUGAGUUUAGGAACUGACUUGGUUCUAUGCGAGGUCAAAUCAUCGGGAGAACGCGUGGUAUUUCAUGAUAACGAUGUUGGCGUGUUAACGUCAUUAAGCAUCAAUGGAAGGUUAUUUGUCGCCCCAAAAGAGCACAUCGACGCCCUGACACCACUACCGGAACAAGAGGGACCAACUGUAAGCACAAGUAGCCUAUUUGAGCAAAGUGGUUCUCGGGAAGUGGCUUUCUGGUUAACUAAACACGACUGGCAAUUAUUUACAUGCAUACAUGAGUACGAACUAAUCUAUAAAGUAUUCGGGCGAGAAAACUUUGGAAAGAUCACGUCAAAUUUAGAUGUAUUCCUAAGGCGUUUCAAUGAAGUGCAACAUUGGGUCGUCACUGAGAUGUGCUUAACACCCACAGUUAGCAAGAGGGUACAAUUACUUAGAAAAUUUAUAAAGAUAGCUAAUGUAUGCAAAGAAUAUCAAAACAUGAACAGCUUUUUUGCCAUCAUUAUGGGAUUAAGCAACUUUGCUGUAUCGAGACUUUCACAAACCUGGGAGAAACUCGGAAGUAAAGCAAAGAAGACUUUCAGUGAAAUGGAAACAGUUAUGGAACCAUCAAGAAAUCAUCGUGCAUAUAGAUUAGCCGUUUCGAAAAUGAAAGCACCUAUCAUACCAUUUAUGCCUUUGCUAAUGAAAGAUAUGACAUUUGUUCAUGAAGGCAAUAAAACUAAUUAUGAAGGUUUAAUAAAUUUUGAUAAAAUGCAUAUGCUUGCUCAAACUCUACGUACUGUACGAAAUUGUCGAAGUUCUCCAUUGAAUAUAGAGCCACCAUCUCCUGUAAAGCACUCAGCUGAUAUCCGCCAAUAUGUUGCCAAUCUUCGCGUAAUAGACAAUCCAAGAAUCCUAACUCAAUUAUCUCAUAAAUUGGAAUCAAGACGCUAG